UCUCAGGACGGACAAACUUUUGGCAUACGCUGUGAGAACUCUCUUUCACUCUCCUCUCCCCCCACAGAUUCUCUCUCGGUUCCUUCCUGCGUCUCUGUGCGUCUGUGUGUGUGUAUGUGCACGUGUGUGAUAGGGCUCCCUCCUUGGCUCUCUGUUAUCCAUCUCUCUGUUAGCAUACUAUUGUGUUGGGCUAUAAGCACAUUGCUUACCGCAGGGCUGGAUGGCAGAACUGGUGAAAGUUCGUAAGAAACACCUUCAGACUCCGAUUUCAAGGCUCAAGAGUAUGGUCAGGCAGCUGGAAGAUAAGGAUGUGGAUCUGGAGGAGCUAAAAAGGAACCUGGAGUACACGGCAUCCUUACUCGAGGCUGUGUACAUCGAUGGGACGAGACAGACACUAGAGGCGGAGGACGACCUCCAGCAGCUCCGCUCAGAUGGCGUGCCCUCAGAGGUGCGUGAUUGGCUGGCCUCCACCUUCACCCAGCGGCCACGGCGGGUGAGCCGACGCCCCGAUGAGAAGCCCAAGUUCCGCAGCAUCGUCCACGCCGUGCAGGCCGGAAUAUUCGUGGAGAGGAUGUUUCGCAAGGCCUACACGGUGUCCAUGCCAGACCAGCCAGCUGAGGUUACCCACUGUCUCCGGGAUGUAGACCGCUGGAACUUUGACGUGUUUGCUCUGGACUCUGUGAGCUCAGGACAUGCGCUACAAACCCUUUUUGUCGAGCUCAUCGUCAGAUAUGAGCUCAACAGUCGAUUUAAGAUACCAAUUUCCUGUUUGAUGUCCUUCCUGCCUGCACUAGAAAGAGGCUAUGGCAAGCACAACAACCCUUACCACAGCCACACACAUGCAGCUGAUGUCACCCAGACAAUGCACUGUCUACUCCUCCGCACUGGGCUCGUGCACUGGCUCACUGAGCUGGAAGUCAUGGCUUGUCUAUUCGCAGCAGCCAUCCAUGACUAUGAGCACACAGGAACCACCAACAAUUUUCACAUUCACACCAGGUCUGAGUUAGCCAUGAUGUACAACGAUCGCUCUGUUCAGGAGAGCCACCACCUCAGUGCCACUUUCCGUCUGCUCCAGGAUGACCAGAUGAACAUUUUCACCAACCUGUCCAGAGAAGAAUGGGUAGAGCUCCGUGCUCUUGUCAUAGAGAUGGUACUUGCCACAGACAUGUCCUCUCAUCUCGCUCAGGUAAAAGAAAUGAAGACCUAUCUACAACAGCAAGAGAGAAUAGACAAGCCCAAAGCCCUCUCCCUGCUACUCCAUACGGCAGACAUAAGCCAUCCAUCUAAGCCCUGGGUCCUUCACUCCCGCUGGACCAAAGCUCUCAUGGAGGAGUUCUUCAGACAGGGCGACAAAGAGGCAGAACUGGGCCUACCCUUUUCACCACUGUGUGAUCGUAACGGCACCUUGAUAGCACAGUCUCAAAUAGGCUUCAUUGACUUUAUUGUGGACCCAACAUUCUCCUUAUUGACGGAUAUGGCUGAGAAGGUUGUCAUCCCUCUAGUACAACAGAAUCCUGGACCUCUGGACCCCUGCAACAGACACAGUUCCCUGUGGAAGGAGAGUUCCAGAGGGUUGGAGUGGAGCCUAGCUCACAUCACAGCAGAACUUGUAAGCUUCAGAUCAACAUGGACGCGCCACACAGAGGACAAUAAGAUCAAGUGGAAGGAGAGUGAGUCCAAUGGAGCCAAUGAUCAGAGCAUCCCAGAGGAGCACUCUUCUCAUAGAGAGGACCUGUCAGGGGAAAACUCCCAGGAGCACCCUGUAAACAACACUAAACAGUAGUGAGCUUUCACAUUCAGACCGCAAGGUCUGGUCAGUAUCCUGACCUGACAAACAAGAAUCCCCUGUCUAAAUAUGCUAUACGACACAGUCAUAGUUCAAAGGAUUUACUGUGUGUGUACUUGAAUAUCCACCACCAAGUUUGCCUUUGAAUAUUGACAUACAUAUUUUUUUAGGUAUCAGAGUAUUCUGACAUCAGACUGUGCCUGAAUAUGAAAAGAUCUAAAUAUUGCAAUAGAGUUUACUAAAUAUAUCUGUGUAAUGUAUACCACUAGCUGCCUUGAAAGCACAAGUUACCUUUGAAUUCCACUCAGAGUGCUAUGUAGUGAGAAACAUGUUGCAAGAGUGAGAACAUACGGAAGUGACUAAAGGUAGUGGUUGUAGACUUCUGUGAUAAGAGCAGCAGAACACCUCCGAUUUACGAGCUGUAGAAGAACACAUUAGACAUGCUGGUCAUGUUAUACUUUUAGUUCUUAAUAGAAACUGUCAAGUUGACAGCUCACUCAUACAGUUAUUUAUCUGUAUUUAUCUUAGAGGGAGACCGUUUCCAACACAACCAGGCAAUUCUGGAGUCUCUUAAAUGUACUUGAUAUACGGUGAUAUUAAUUUUAAAAUAAACAUAGAUUUUGUGUAA
Molecule: messenger RNA, 2414 nt
Organism: Clupea harengus (Atlantic herring)
Lineage: Eukaryota; Metazoa; Chordata; Actinopteri; Clupeiformes; Clupeidae
Product: dual specificity calcium/calmodulin-dependent 3',5'-cyclic nucleotide phosphodiesterase 1B
Biological process (GO): signal transduction
Molecular function (GO): 3',5'-cyclic-nucleotide phosphodiesterase activity
Source: RefSeq, a predicted model, not a curated record